Messenger RNA from Clupea harengus (Atlantic herring), 1276 nucleotides. It is a transcript of the gene frg1, whose product is annotated as FSHD region gene 1. Gene Ontology annotation, cellular component: striated muscle dense body; nucleolus; catalytic step 2 spliceosome. The record is from RefSeq and is a predicted model, not a curated record. NCBI's taxonomy places the organism in Eukaryota, Metazoa, Chordata, Actinopteri, Clupeiformes, Clupeidae. Gene Ontology annotation, molecular function: actin filament binding.
UUUUACGUUUUACACCCCGGAAGUAUAAUAAUUUGACCCGGUAUAUUUUUGUCAUAGGAGGUCCACAGUGAAAAUGGCAGCAUAUACAAGUGUGAAGUCUACAAAACUUGUUUUGAAGGGGAUGAAAGAUAAAAGUAAAAAGAAGAGGAACAAGGAUAAAAAGCGGAAAAGAGAUAAUGAUGAGGACAAACAAGAUGUUGUCGGAGGGUGGUGGGCUGUCCGCAGCUUUGGGGAGAUCACAGGCACGGUGUCCAUAGAAAUGCAGAACAACGCGUAUGUGCACGCCCUGGAUUCUGGACUCUUCACCCUGGGAGCACCACACAAAGGAGAGGAUGAGGGUCCUGACCCACCAGAGCAGUUCACAGCCAUCAAAGUGUCUGACAGCAGGAUAGCUCUGAAGUCUGGCUAUGGGAAGUACCUGGGAGUGACCUCUGAAGGUGUGGUGGUGGGUCGCUCAGACGCCAUUGGCUCUCGGGAACAGUGGGAGCCUGUGUUUCAGGAAGGUAAAAUGGCUCUGAUGGCCGCCAACAGCUGCUUCAUCGCCUACAGCGAGAGUGGAGACAUCGUGGCCCACAGUAAGACAGCAGGCGAGGAGGAAAUGGUCAAGAUGCGCUCCUGUGCAGAGAGAGAGGUCAAGCGGAAAGACGACAUCGCAGACGAAGACCGGGGCAAUGUCAAGAACUGUGAGAUCAACUACGUGAAGAAGUUCCAGAGCUUCCAGGACCGUAACCUAAGAGUGAAUGAGGAAGACAUCGUUACACUGAAGAAGGCCAGAGGCGAUGGCAAGUUCCAUGAGUCUCUGUUGGACAGGAGAAGCAAGAUGAAGGCUGACCGAUAUUGCAAGUAGCAGAAAGGAUAGACCAUAGGUGAAACCAUCCUGUUUUAAAGUGUAUAGCUUGAGAUGUGUCAAUGUGUAUUUUUUUUGUUCUUACUGGAAACUGAGUAGAUUUCUUUUUUGUAUUAAACUUGUUGGACAUGGAAAGGCGCAUCUUCUAGUGCACAGUUAGUACUGCAAAAGAAUGGGGAAUCUGAAGGUCCAAGGCACCAAGAUGAUGUUGGGCAGGGUUCCUCUAUCCUCCUCCUUGAGCUUCCUUGCCCAGUAUACUAUAGUGCUACGGAUGAGUUCAGUUAGGCGUGCAGUGCAGGGGGAUCAGAGAACCACUGAUGUAGGGUGUCAUCUUCAUCUGGACACGGCUCAUUUUAAAUCCCUCUGUGAAAGGUGACUUAACCUUAGUAGAUGGGGUUAAAUAAAGACAAGCUGUAACAUUUCUAUCAA